GUAAUUGGUUGCCAUAGCGACGCAAAUCUCUCACGCUAAGCCUAAAACAGAACACUAAACACAGCCCGAUUUGGCAAAUGGUAAAGCGACCGGUCCGCCGCCCUCGAGUGCCGCAUGAGCUCUGACGCCGUCCUUCCUUCUUUUUCUCUUCCGCAUCUUCCUCUCUGCUCUUCUUCUUCUGCUCAGUAUAUACGCUUGAAGAUUUCCUGCUUGCUCGUCUCUGCUUGUGCUUUACAAUUGUGCUUAUAAAAGACUCUUACUCUCGUCCUCGAUCUGUCCUCUUGCUACCGACAGUCAUCUACAAUGUCUUCUUCUCUGAUGAACAUCCAGUCUCUGGAUCAGAAACUUGCUUCUGCCUCUGCCGUCGCCCCUGCCGCUCCAGACAUGCAGCCUCUCCAGGCUACUGAAGGACAGAACGUCCAGCGCCAGAUCUUGCACAACAAGUUCCUCGAGGCUCGCACCAACUUUGCUUCGCCUACCGAUAACCUGAUGUCGCCUUGCACCGCUAAGCUCCAGGCCCACAAGAAGAAGCACUACACAAAGACUAAGCCGCAACUGUUGAGAUUCGGCAACCUUGCCACCUCAACCACCGCCGACAAGGAGAACGCAGCCGAGAAACCCAGCCGUUUCGCCAACUCUGGUGUUUUCGGCUUGUAAUCUCUCUUAUCGUUUCUUUGUUCUUGUUUGCCUGUUCUUUUCGACGGGCAUUUCGCAGUACGCAUCUAUUUAAUUGGGUCCAAAGUAUUUUUUUCCAAUUUUGUAAUUGAAGCAAUUUCAUUUCUUCGCCCGGUCCCUGUUUACAAUAUAGUUUGGGAUUGUGCUUGUUAUCAAUCGUUUCGUGAGGUUUUCUUCUCUUUUCAUUUGCUUGUCUUUGUUCACAUUCUUUCUGCUUUUUGCUUUUCUUUGUUGUUUGUUCUUUUGUACAAUGGCGCAGGAAUUUUACUUCGCGGAGUAUUGCGAAGAGGAAUAAUUGUUUUUUUAUAUAUCUCGAAAGUAUUGUACGCCAGUCGGUCUAUACUGUCUGUGCGUCGUGUGGUGGUUGUGGAGGAGAGGGUUAGCAAGUUUGUGGGGCCGAUUCAUUAGUUUUAAAUACAGUCAAGAAUUUGAAUUGCAU
Myxozyma melibiosi is the source of this 1114-nucleotide messenger RNA. RefSeq lists its product as uncharacterized. The record is from RefSeq and is a predicted model, not a curated record. NCBI's taxonomy places the organism in Eukaryota, Fungi, Ascomycota, Lipomycetes, Lipomycetales, Lipomycetaceae. The transcript is spliced from 3 exons. The coding region runs from base 304 to 657 and encodes 117 amino acids.